GCUUACCAAGCAAUCAAACAAAUGGCGUCUAUUUCUGGCCUUUUUCUCUUCAAAACGUUACGAACGUUAUCCCAUCUUCCCGCUGUUGAAACGCGGUGAAUCAGCACUGCCCUUUACCCCUUUCCUCCAUGCAGACGUGGCCGUAGCACCACCACCGACUGGUAGUGGGUGUUUGAUCACGCUUGCCAAAGGCCAGGCUAUAAAGCUUGGUGGUCGAACAUUGCCAAAAAGAAGAACCGGGCCAACAACGACCAUGCCCGCCCUCGAUCUCUCCUGCACUGAAGUUGAUUUUCUCCUGCAGGCAGCAUGUGGCGGAGAACUUAUUUUCUGCUAAUCUUGGUGCGCAUCUACUUUGCGAUGUCGCCGAGCUAUCUCCAUCCCGACGAGAACUUUCAGGGCCCCGAGGUCAUCGCUGGACGCGUCUUUUCCUACCCCGUUCACGAAACAUGGGAAUUCACUUCCGCACAUCCCAUCCGCAGCUCCUUCCCGCUAUGGCUCGCCUAUGGAUCUCCGAUGUACCUCCUGCGCUGGCUCUGGGAAGGCUUUGGGUACGAUGAAGUGCCUCCGUCGGUCGUAUACUGGACGUUGCGCGUGUUGAUGCUCACGCUGAGCGUCGUGCUGGAAGACUGGGCAAUACAAGAGCUUGUGCAGUCGCCGCGCGCACGACGCGUCGUUGUGCCUCUGAUAGCUUCGUCAUACGUCACGUGGACUUUCCAGACGCAUACGUUCUCGAACAGCUUGGAGACGCUCAUUGUGAGCUGGAGCUUGGUGCUCAUACAAAGGAUUGUGGAAGAUAGGAAGCGCUCUGGCGUUCUAGCAUCCUCACUCCUGGGCUUCUUAGUCGUCGUGGGAGUAUUCAAUAGGAUCACGUUUCCUGCUUUUCUCCUCGUCCCCUCGUUCAGCCUCCUACCUCAUUUUCGACGCAAGCCGUUCUCUCUCGUAUUCAUCGCCAUCUUCGCCCUCUUCACCGCGUUCGUUGCUAUUAGCGUUGACACUGGAUUCUAUACCCCUGGGGAAUUCCAUUUCUCGAGUCUCUUACACCACCCUGUCAUCACACCCCUCAACAAUUUCAAAUACAACUCCAAAUCCGCUAAUCUUGCUCAACAUGGCAUCCAUCCUCUCUACCAGCACUUUCUCGUAAACCUACCACAGCUCCUCGGCCCAGCCUUCCCUCUCCUUCUCUUUCUCCGCCGCCCACAUUUAAACCCCGCCCUUGUCUCCGCCAUAUCUGGCAUUGCACUCCUCAGUCUUUUUCCUCACCAAGAAGCGCGUUUCCUUAUACCUGCCGUCCCCCUUAUCCUCGCGUCGAUCCGCCUCCCGAAGCCACCACACGCGAAGCUUUGGAUAUCGUGUUGGAUAAUCUUUAAUAUUGCACUCGGCGCUCUCAUGGGCAUCUACCACCAAGGUGGCAUUGUCCCUGUUCAGAACUACAUCGCUAGGACGAACGACAGCGUCUCUCACGUUUUCUGGUGGAAAACUUAUAGUCCCCCGAUAUGGCUGCUGAACGGCAAAAACGAGGAACUCACCACCCGCGAUCUCAUGGGUAUGCCUGGUCCGCAAAUGCUAUCAGAACUCCAAUCCGUCCUACCUCGUUGUCGAACCCGGAAACUCCCAUAUAUGGAUACGAAGGCGGUGUAUCUCGUCGCGCCUCGGUCGGCCUACUUUCUCAAUCCGUAUAAACUGCCGGAGGGGAAGGAGGGUAUCGAGUUGGAAGAGGUAUGGAGUUACGGGCGUCAUUUGAAUCUGGAUGACAUGGACUUUGACGAGGAUGGAGUAUGGAAGACGCUGGGAAG
Molecule: messenger RNA, 1793 nt
Organism: Lindgomyces ingoldianus
Lineage: Eukaryota; Fungi; Ascomycota; Dothideomycetes; Pleosporales; Lindgomycetaceae
Product: glycosyltransferase family 22 protein
Exons: 4
Biological process (GO): GPI anchor biosynthetic process
Cellular component (GO): endoplasmic reticulum membrane
Molecular function (GO): alpha-1,2-mannosyltransferase activity
Source: RefSeq, a predicted model, not a curated record